AUGACAUUCGAAUGGUCUAGGCGAGGCCGCGGACUGCCUGUGAAUCGACUCCGAACAUCUCAAGGCGCACACAAUUUAGCCAGGAUCUCAAGUGGAUUGACCCAAGGACGAUCGUUUUCAUGGGCCAUCUGGCUCCCAUUACUAGUCGGUAUUCCCUCAUCCAUGUUGACCAUACUUUGGGUACUAUCCACGCCCGGGUCAUCCGCUUUUUACACCAAGUCUCAAGCUACUAUUGACUUUCUGGAAUCAUGCUCCGAUCCGACAGCUACGAACAUCACAACUCACGCCGCGUAUCAAGUCUUUUUCGUUGCAUGCGAUGCAGUGCAGAAUCGUAUGAACGCAGACAUUGGAGGUAUCGGCAUCAGAAUCUCGCUCUAUGUCUCAUUUUUGGUGACCAUAUUCUCAUCUUUCCUUGGACACUUUCACCAGGAGAAGACAGCCGUCAAGGACAUUGGUACUGCUCAGCUUACUUCCAUGCUAUCUCUAGCAUUCGCACUGCUCAGGUCUUAUACAGCUUUGACCUUCUGGCAGCUAAUGGUCGCCGUCAUGUCUCUU
This is a messenger RNA of Aureobasidium melanogenum CBS 110374, 555 nucleotides long. RefSeq lists its product as uncharacterized. The record is from RefSeq and is a predicted model, not a curated record. The transcript is spliced from 2 exons. Lineage: Eukaryota; Fungi; Ascomycota; Dothideomycetes; Dothideales; Saccotheciaceae. The annotation marks the transcript as partial.